This is a messenger RNA of Perkinsus marinus ATCC 50983, 564 nucleotides long. RefSeq lists its product as hypothetical. The transcript has 8 exons. The record is from RefSeq and is a predicted model, not a curated record. The coding region runs from base 1 to 564 and encodes 187 amino acids. Lineage: Eukaryota; Perkinsozoa; Perkinsida; Perkinsidae.
AUGGCCAUGAUGGUCACUUCACCACACUUCAAUAUCACCAUUAUCAACAACAACACUGGCAGUGUAGUGAAGAUCAAAAUGUAUAACAUUAAAAUAAUAGAUAAUACACCUUUACAACUACAGACUAUCCUUGAUGAAGAUGCCUUUAGAGAAGCUCAAUAUGAAGUAUAUGAGUUAUCACGAGAUAUUGCUGGUGGACGUCCUAUACCAGAUAAUAUGGUUAAGUGUAGUUGUGGUGAGAUAUACUGUUCAGAAGAAUGUCGCCUAGAUGCAUAUAAGAAGCAUCAUUGGGCAUUAUGUGUAGCUAAUGAAGCUAAUAAUAAUGCUGAUAAUAGUAGUAUUACUAAGUUCAAAUAUCAUUGUCUUUCUAUUGAUGGUUGUGGUGAUACAUUAUUAUUAGCUGCACAAGUAUUAGCUCAACUGGUAUCUAGUUGUGAAGACAAUGAGAAAGUACUACAUAAAGAAGUUGAAGAUCUUAUGACAUAUUGUCAUGGUGAGAUUACUAAGAUAGCUAGACCGCCCCCAGAUAUGGAUGAUGAUGCUUAUAAUAAUUCAGCUCGCUAA